Kogia breviceps (pygmy sperm whale) is the source of this 1307-nucleotide messenger RNA. Lineage: Eukaryota; Metazoa; Chordata; Mammalia; Artiodactyla; Physeteridae. The record is from RefSeq and is a predicted model, not a curated record.
CAGCGGGUCACGGCGGCUGAAAGCGCGCGUGGGAAGCGGGGGCUCUAGGUGCAAUAAGAGUUUCGGGAUGUCAGAGAAAGAUGUCUCCCGGAAGGAGGCAGGCUAAAGAGUGGGUACUACCACCUGCCUCAAGACAGGUGGGAGAGAAGGGGAUGAGGCUGGUGUCAAAGAUCAAGGGUCCCGCGCUCUGAGUUCAGGGAGUUAGUUUGGUGUAGGAGGCAUAGGUCAGAGGUCUCACGCAAGUGAGAAGGCUCUAAGGGGAGUCACAAACCCGGGGAGUUGAAUCUUCUGGGAGGAUUGAAUCUUCUCUAGCGAGCUGCUCUAUAAGGUUAGAAUUCAAGGAGAUGUUAUCUCGUGGGGGGUCGGCCAAAGGCUGGCAAAGCCAAGCCUGUCAAAGGUCAUAGGAUUGGCGGGCCCUCUAAGACUCGCUGUAGAUAAAGCGAUUUCACUUGAUUUACUGUUCUGUCAUGCGUGCUCCUCUCCUGACCAGAGGGGUCUCAGUCACCAUGGAGGACCGGCACCCCAAAGAGACUAUGGAGCAGCAGGAUUCGUCCAAGGAGAGAAGUCCCCAAAGUCCGGGAGGUGACAUCUGCCACUUGGGGGCCCUGCAGUGCACCCGCUGCCUCAUCACCUUCGCAGACGCCAAGUUCCAGGAGCGUCACAUGAAGCGGGAGCACCCAGCGGACUUCGUGGCCCAGAAGCUGCAGGGGGUCCUCUUCAUCUGCUUCACGUGCGCCCGCUCCUUCCCCUCCUCCAAGGCCCUCAUCACCCACCAGCGCAGCCACGGUCCAGCGGCCAGGCCCUCCCAGCCGGCUGCGCCCACCACCACGCCACCCACCUUCCCCUGUCCUGACUGUGGCAAGACCUUUGGGCAGGCCGCUUCUCUGAGGCGGCAUCGCCAGGCGCACGAGGCCCACCCCCCUCCUGGCCCCUUCGCCUGCACUGAGUGCGGGCAGGACUUUGCCCAGGAAGCAGGGCUGCAUCAGCACUACAUCCGGCACGCCCGGGGCGAGCUCUGAGUGUGGCUCCAGCCCUCCCUAGGGCACUGGAAGCUCUGUGGCUGGUGGGACAGCCAUCUGAUAUGGGACGGGAGGGAUUUACUUUCCUCCCUGGACAGGCAAAGGACUCCUGCAAUAGGACCCAGAAGAUGCUCAUUGAGGGCUUUUGUCUUUGGAGAACACAAAAGCCUUCAGGGAAACAGUAAAAUCAAACAAUAGUGAGAUCUUUUGUUUUAAAAAAAAGAAAUUAACAAGAAAGGGAAAUUUGUUAUUUGUACCUUCCUCGUUCCCAAUUAAAUAGUUUGAAAU